AUGGAUUUAAUCCGAUCUCAGCAAAGAACUGGGUUUGGAAACUUUGUCAAAGCGGCUUCCAUUGUUCCCAUCAACGACCUGAAAGGAGCCAAAUCUGGCCGUUUUGCUGACAAGGAACAACUAGUGAGAUGCAAGCUGGCAUCCUGCUACCGCCUGGUCGACCUCUGUGGCUGGUCGCACAGCAUCUUUAACCACAUCACAGCACGGAUUGAAAAUGGGGGAGACGACCACUUCCUCAUCAACCCAUUUGGACUUCUGUAUAACGAGAUCACCGCCUCCUCCCUGCACAAGGUUGAUCUCACAGGCAGGAUCAUAGACCAGGGUACCUCAGAGUUUGGUGUCAACAAGGCAGGAUUCGUCCUCCACUCAAUAAUCUACCAGGCCCGCUCAGACAUCAACUUCAUCAUACAUGUCCACACAGCAGCAUCUGUGGCUGUGUCUGCCCUAAAGUGUGGCCUGCUGCCUCUAUGCCAGGAAGCCAUCAGAUGUGGGAAUGUCAGUUACCACGACUACCAAGGCAUGUACAUCGAAGACAAAAGUGAUUUAGUGACCAAUUUGGGACCAGUAAACAAG
Messenger RNA from Candidula unifasciata, 573 nucleotides. NCBI's taxonomy places the organism in Eukaryota, Metazoa, Mollusca, Gastropoda, Stylommatophora, Geomitridae. The record is from the annotation of a GenBank genome assembly.